AUGUCUGAAGGCAAGAGAGAACGACCUUCAGUUGUCUCACACGAAUGCGUCGAGGAUGGAACAAUUCGUGUCAACAACGACGCCAUCCGGCGUCUCAGCGUUGUCCGCACCAACAUUCGUCAACAGCAGGAGGAUGCUAGACUUGCAACGAACGCCGAGAAGACGAUGACUGUUCGACAAGCCGUUCGCUUGUAUAAGUGGGCAAUCAUAUACUCCAUGGCUAUGAGUUUGGCCGUGGUGAUGGAAGGUUAUGACCUUGCAGCGAUGGGCUCCUUCCUCGGCUAUGAUCAGUUUCGCCAGCGCUUUGGCACAGAGCUCGACCUAGAUGGCAACCCUAGAAUUUCACCUGCCUGGCAAGCUGGGAUUCAGAAUGGAGUUCAGGCCGGCUCGAUUCUGGGUCUCUGGGCCAACGGCUACGUCGCUGAAAGCUUUGGCUACAAGAAGACUAUGUAUGGCGCCCUACUCGCGUCAGUCAUCUUCAACUUCCUCCACUUUUUCGCUCAAGGUAUCGGAAUGAUCGUGGCUGGUUCCGUCUUGCUCGGUCUACCAUGGGGCAUCUUCCAAACUCUCACAGUCACUUACGCUUCGGAUAUCACUCCUUCAACCAUUCGCCCGUACCUGACUACCUACAUCAACCUAUGUUGGGUGAUGGGCCAAUUUGUCGCAGCAGGCGCGCUCCGUGGUUGCCAAACUCUGGGGAAUGACUGGGGCUGGCGCAUCCCAGUCGCCAUCCAGUGGGUGUGGGUGCCGUUCAUUUUCCUUGGUGCCUACAUGGCCCCAGAAUCGCCCUGGUGGUUGGUACGCAAGGGUCGCUACGAAGAGGCGAGGGCCUCUUUGGUGAAGGCUACAACACCACAGCCGGAUGUGAACUUCGAUCCAGACCAGGCCCUUGCUUUAAUCCGGCACACCAAUGACCUCGAACAGGCAAUGAACAACGGUGUCAACUACAUCGACUGCUUCAAGGGUGUUGAGAAGCGCCGUACUCUAAUUGCAUGUGUCGUCUGGCUGACGCAAGCGCUCUGCGGUGCUGCGAUGAUGGGCUACUCUGUGCAGAUCUACAGGGAGUCUGGUCUCGACGAGGAAGGCGCACUCAACCUUAAUAUUGGCCAGUACUGUCUUGGCGUCAUCGGCACUGUUGGCUCAUGGUUCCUCAUGCGCCGUAUUGGACGCCGGACGUUGUAUAACUGGGGCCUUAUUAUUCUGUUUUCCUUCCUGAUGGUCAUUGGUGGUCUUGGUGUCAUCUCCCGCGACGACACAGGCGCUGCAUGGGCUCUGGGAAGUAUCUUGUUGGUGUAUACACUCUUCUACAACUUCACGGUCGGUCCUGUAUGCUACGCCAUCGUUGCGGAGACCUCAUCGACCAGGCUGAAGAUCAAAACCGUCGUUCUGGCUCGUAAUGUCUACAACCUCGGAAGCAUUUUCAACAACAUCGUCGUCCCGCGCAUGCUCUCACCCAACGAGUGGAACUGGGCUGGAAUGACUGGCUUCUUCUACGCUGCACUUACCGCUCUGCUCAUCAUCUUCAUGUGGUUCAUGCUACCUGAGACGAAGGAUAGGACAUUCGCAGAGCUUGAUGUCUUGUUUGAGAACAAGGUUCCCGCCAGGAAGUUCGACAAGACCGACGUUGACCAGCUCUCUGGCCACACUACAGCCAUCAGGGUAGAUAGUAGCGAUGAAAGCAGUAGUGAUGGUGAGAAGCCUAGAGCUCUUAGACGUGAGGAGGUCCAGUCCUUUGGGGGAGUCCAUGUAUAG
This is a messenger RNA of Didymella exigua CBS 183.55, 1752 nucleotides long. Its product is annotated as sugar transporter. The transcript has 3 exons. Gene Ontology annotation, cellular component: membrane. NCBI's taxonomy places the organism in Eukaryota, Fungi, Ascomycota, Dothideomycetes, Pleosporales, Didymellaceae. Gene Ontology annotation, molecular function: carbohydrate:proton symporter activity. Gene Ontology annotation, biological process: carbohydrate transport; transmembrane transport. The record is from RefSeq and is a predicted model, not a curated record. The coding region runs from base 1 to 1752 and encodes 583 amino acids.